Molecule: messenger RNA, 9247 nt
Organism: Myripristis murdjan (pinecone soldierfish)
Lineage: Eukaryota; Metazoa; Chordata; Actinopteri; Holocentriformes; Holocentridae
Gene: ralgapa2
Product: Ral GTPase activating protein catalytic subunit alpha 2
Exons: 42
Coding region: 210-6440 (2076 amino acids)
Biological process (GO): positive regulation of GTPase activity; regulation of small GTPase mediated signal transduction
Cellular component (GO): nucleus; cytoplasm
Molecular function (GO): GTPase activator activity
Source: RefSeq, a predicted model, not a curated record
CUGUGCAGUUUAACCUACCCCAGUCUCUUAAGAGUCAACUUAAGUGAAUAUAAGUUCAUGGGAUAUACCCAGCAGUAGUCAUGCACAGUAGCUGCUACCUUAUAAACAAGGAGGCGUACUCACAUAACCUGACCACUCCUCUCAGUCAGACUGCUUCCGUGUUUACACACCCACCGAAAACAGGAGGAGACUAGCGGCUGCGGACCGGAAUGUUCACUCGAAGGGGUCAUGGAGAUGUCAAGAAAUCUACACAGAAAGUUCUGGACCCAAAGAAGGAUGUAUUUACCCGGCUGAAACACCUCCGGUCACUGUUAGAUAUCAUUGAGAAGAGUGAACUGAAGACGUUCUUCGAGAGCAACUGUUCUCAGAUUUAUUUUAUCUUCUAUGAAAAUUUCAUUACACUGGAAAGUAACUUAAAGCAAAAAGGGAACAAAUCUCAAAGGGAGGAGCUGGACUCUAUCCUCUUUAUUUUUGAAAAAAUUCUACAACUUCUACCAGAGAAAAUCUACAGUCGAUGGCAGUUUCACAGUAUAGGUUCUAUUCUGAAAAAGCUUUUGCACACUGGAAAUUCAUUCAAGAUCCGCUGUGAAGGGAUCCGUCUCUUCCUGCUGUGGUUACAGGCCCUGAGGGACAACUGUGCUGAGGAGCAGUUCCUUAUCUUUGCCUGUCUGGUGCCGGGCUUCCCUGCCGUUCCCUCCUCCAGAGGCCCCUGCACCCUUGACACCAUCAUCUACAAUCCCUUUUCCACCCCCCCUGAUGCCAAGGUGGUGCCUGAGGAAAUUACCCCACUGGUGCCAGCUGUAGUGGGAGAAAAGGUUGCAGAUGACCAGACUUGUUACAUCCUCCAAACCCUGCUCAAGUUCAUGGUCAUCCAGGCAUCCAGUUUAGAAUGGAAGAACAAAGAGAACCAGGACACCGGCUUCAGGUUUCUCUUCAGCCUGUUCAAGAAGUACUACCUUCCACACCUUUUCCCCUCGUUCACCAAGCUCACAAAUCUCUACAAGCCUUUAUUAGACCUCCCCCACCACAGACCAAAGCCCUUGUAUGUGCCAGUGACGCGGAACAAUGAGAGCACCUUCUGCACCAGGGACCAGUACCUGGCACCCCGUGUGGCCUUUAUCAACUGGCUGGUCACCUUCUUCCUGGAGAAGAAGUAUGUCAGCGCUGCUGCUGCAGCACCAAGCGCCAAGAACGGCACAGAGGUCAUUCCCAAACUUAUACAGACUGUAACUGUAGGCAGUAGCAGCCAGGAGAAGGAGAAGGAGAAAGAGAAGGAAAAAGAGAAGGAGAGGGCGUCAGAGGGAGAGACUAAUGGGCCGGCAGGGGAGCCUGAGAAGAGCCACUCCAACAGCAGCACGCUGUCAGACCGACGGCCCAGCGAUUCUAGCUUGUGUAGCAUUGAGGAGGAACACCGCUGUGUUUACGACAUGGUGCAAGACAUCCUGCUGUCCACCAGGGACAAUGUGAACUUUGUGAAUGAAGUCUUCCACCAGGCCUUCCUGCUGCCGUCCUGUGAAGCAUCAGCAGCCCGGAAGGUUAUCAGAGUAUACAGGAAGUGGAUCCUGCAGGAAAAGCCCACCUUCAUGACGGAGCCUGACAAAUGCAGCCAGGAGGAUGAGGUGGAUGACAGCUCUGAACAGAUGCUCAGCACAGAAACUGACAACAUUCAUGCACAGACACUGGAAAGUCAUGGCCACAAACGGUCAUCAAGCUGGGGUAGGACCUACUCGUUCAGUAGCGCCAUCAGUCGGGGCUGUAUCACCGAGGAGCAAAACAGGGACAUCAAGGCUGGCAUCCAGUCAACACUGCAGGUGUUCCUGACCAACUCAUCCAGUGUGUUCCUGUUGGAGCCAUGCCAGGAUGUGCCUAAACUCCUGAAAAACCAAGUGGAGGUGUGCAAGGAUGUACUCAGCAUCUACCGACACAUGAUCAUGGACCACACCAUGAAUACACAGACCUGGGAGCAGAUGUUGCAGGUGCUGUUGAGGAUCACUGAGGCGGUGAUGAAGAGGCCACAGGAAAACCAAAGAAAAGAUGCCUUUGCUGAAAGUUUAGCAGCUAUACUCUUUAGAACCAUCAUUGUGGCAUGGGUGCGAGCCAACCUGUGCGUAUUCAUCUCCCGGGAGCUGUGGGACGAGCUGCUGGCAGUGCUGUCCUCUCUUACCUGCUGGGAAGAGCUGGUUACGGAGUGGGCCAGCAUCAUGGACUCACUGACGGUGGUGCUGGCACGUUACGUGUACGGCCUGGACAUGGCCAACCUGCCUCUGGACAAACUCAGUGAACAGAAGGAGAAGAAACAGCGAGGACGUGGAGUGAUUCAGGAUUCCCAGAAGGCAGCUGCAGUGGCACGCUCCUUCUCACUGAGUUGGAGGAACCAAGGGGAGCAGGGUGGCCCAGGGGUUCAGGAGCCCAUGAGGAUUCGUUCUGCCACAACGUCAGGGGCCCCUGGUGUGGAGAAGGCCCGCAACAACGUCCGGCAGAAGGCAUCUGCUAAGCGAAGCCAGUCCAUCAGCAAUUGUGUCCAUCUUUACGAGGCUUUGCCCACUACUAAAAGCGUUCCUAUGCUGCUCCACACUGUGAGCUCUUUCUUGCCUGGUAUCUCUUCUGGUAACUCUGCUUGCUCUCACAGACUUUCAGAUGUGGAAGAGUGUCAGCUGUCAGAAUGUGGUGGAGAGGAGGAGCUAGGAGGCGGGGACAGCCCCCUUCCACGUAGCAGCAGCACCUCUGACAUCACCCAGCAACUGGCCGACACUUUACCAGCCCAAACAAGGGAGUGCUCCCCCAAUUCCUGUGGCUCUGAUGGCAGGACGUCAGAGGGUAGGAGAGAGAGCAGCGAGCCACCAGUGAUCUUGAUCCGGCGGAGCAGCAGUCCAGCUGAAGCAGAUGGCAGUGCUGAAGGACACACCAACUCCACAAGGCCCAAGCUACGAGAUAAAAGCGAGAGCAUAAGCAGUGAAACAUCCAGCGGCUACCUCAACGACACAGAGCAAAACUGGCAGGCCUGGCAGGCCUUUGAGGAGGAGGCUGACACCCAGUCCACCCAGUCAGCCCAUAUGGACGUGACAACCGACCCCCAGAGUCAGGGGAGUCUGCUGCUCAGCCACAAUGAGGCUCUAGCAGGUCCUGAGUGUGCCUCCCCUCCCCACUCUGCACCCCCGUCCCUCCACCACCACUACCACUACCCCCAGAACCCCCCUGCCUCACCAGCUCUGCUGGUGCAUACAGAGUGCCCGCGGGACAGCCCCCUGGACGACACCAUGCAUCAGUCUGUUUUACACAUGCCACACCACUUGGACAGUAGUGAGUGUCUGGCUGAUGACGUCAGCAUCAUCGCAGGUGGGAGCCUGACAGGUUGGCAUGCUGACUCGGCCUUUGUCCUGUGGAGGCGGAUUUUGGGUAUCCUGGGAGACGUCAACAGCAUUCGAUGCCCUAAGAUCCAUGCCAAGGUUUUCUCCUAUCUUUAUGAGCUCUGGCACAAGCUAGCCAAGAUCAGGGACAACCUUGGGAUCAGUGUGGACAACCAGUCGUCUCCCCCCCGGCCUGCCUUCAUCCCUCCUCUGCGAUUGUUGGCCCCCUGGCUUUUCAGGGCUGCCAUGCUGCCAGCAGAGUACAAGGCUGGCAAGCUGCAUGCCUACAAACUCAUCUGUGAGAUGAUGACCAAGCGUCAGGAUGUGCUUCCUAACAGUGACUUCCUGGUGCACCUCUAUAACAUCAUGCAUAAGGGCUUCGCCAGCAAUGACCAGGAUGUUGUGAACACUAUGAUCCGUUCCUGCUCUCCGCGGUUCUUUUUCCUCGGCCUGCCAGGCUUCACGAUGCUGAUAGGAGAUUUCAUCACUGCUGCUGACUGCGUUCUCAGCUGUGACUCUGCCGAGGCUCCCAGGACAGAGGCUCAAACAAUCCUGGGCUCCCUAGUGUGUUUCCCCAAUCUCUACGUCCAGGUUCUACUACUACAGGCUGUGCCUGGCUCCAACGACAUUGCUGUCAGCAGUGAGGACAUCAAGGAUCAUCUGGUCAACAUCCUGCUGCAGACAGCGAAGAAUGAACACUGUGAAGGAGCCAGGUGCAUAGCUGUUUGCAGUCUGGGUGUGUGGGUGUGUGAGGAGCUGAUGCAGAAGAACAUCCACCACCAUGUGAAAGAGGCCAUCAACGUCCUGGGAGUAACACUAAAGUUUGGGAACAAGGCAGUGGCCCAGGUAGCCUGUGAUGUGUUUCAGCUGCUCAUCUCUCACUGGGAGCAUCUGCAGAGGCUGGAGGCCACUCUGCCCAAGAAGAUCAUUGAGAUCUUUGUGGCCACAAUAGGCUUUCUGUUGCCGAGCACAGAGCACUCAACGGUGGAAGCAGACAAAAAGUUGAUGGUGUCCCUGCUGCUCUGCCUGUUGGACUGGUGCAUGGCUUUACCCCUCAGUCUACUGUUGGAGCCCCUCACCAUGCCUGUGCUGGAGGGGCCUGCAUCCCACAAUGCUCCAGUGCUGGACUACAUCUACAGGGUGCUGCACUGCUGUGUCUCUGGCUCCACUCUGCACACCCAACAGAGCCACUACCUCCUUAACCUGUCAGACCUGUCCACCGAAUAUGACCUCAUGUUGGGUCAGGUCAAGUGCUCUGAGCCCCCACCGUCCCAGGCUACCACCACUGACUUUGGCAAUCUGCUCACUGUAGCUGAGGAAAAGAGACGUCGUAACAUGGAGCUAAUUCCCCUGACUGCGCGAAUGGUCAUGACACACCUGGUGAACCACCUGGGCCACCAUCCUCUGAGCGGUGGCCCCGCCCUUAUUCACAGCCUUGUGAGUGAAAAUCAUGACAACCCGUACGUCGAGUCAUCAGAGCUGUCCUCUGAGGUCUUCAACAGCCCCAACCUGCAGCUGUUUGUCUUCAACGACAGCACGCUGGUGUCCUACCUCCAGAUCCCUGCUGACACCCCAACUGUGGGGCAGCCCCCGCACCCCUCCUCUCAGGUGCGUGUCAUCGUCCGCGACAUCUCGGGCAAGUACUCAUGGGAUGGUUCCAUCCUCUACCGAACCACCCAGGAAGAUUCUGGUGAUGUUGGGGAUCUUAAUGUUGUGGAGCACCUUCUUUCCACCACCAUGACCACCACCACCAUCUCUCACAGUAGAAAACAUCCCACCUCCCCAACAAAGGGCCAUUCUGAGCACCGUUGCUCAGUCUCAGACUCUCUCUCUGGCUGCUGUGAGGAGGAGGAGGAGGAGGAGGUGGAUGUUCUGGACCAGCUGCUGGAUUAUCUGGGCAACAGCAGCCCAGAGUGUCUGCCCCAUCCUCAACUCAGGCUCAACCAGCCAGCUUCUCCGCCUUGUGGCAUGAGCCUGGAGCAAGAGGCAGCCAUAGUGGAAGCCAUUCUCCUUCAGAUGCAACAGGAGGAGGAGCAAGUGAGGAGAUGGGAUGCUGACGUAAGUGUCCGGGCUGCCUGCCAGAGGGAACCCACCCACCAGGAGCCCAAAACCUCAUUCUACUUCUGCCGGCUGCUGCUUAAUGACCUUGGCAUGAACUCCUGGGACCGCAGGAAAAGCUUCCAUCUACUAAAGAAAAACUCCAAGCUCUUGAGGGAACUAAAGAACCUGGAUUCCAGGCAAUGCCGAGAGACGCACAAGAUUGCUGUGUUCUACAUCGGAGAGGGCCAAGAGGAUAAGUGCUCAAUCCUAUCCAACAGUGCAGGCAGCCAGGCAUAUGAAGACUUUGUAUCUGGACUGGGAUGGGAGGUGGAUCUUGCCACACACUGCGGCUUUAUGGGUGGGCUCCAGAGGAAUGGCAGCACAGGCCACACAGCUCCCUACUAUGCUACCUCCAAUGUGGAAGUCAUCUUCCACGUCUCAACACGUAUGCCGUCUGACUCUGAUGACUGCCUCACCAAAAAGCUGCGUCACCUGGGAAAUGACGAGGUGCACAUUGUGUGGUCGGAGCACACCAGGGACUACCGACGUGGCAUCAUCCCCACUGACUUUGGAGACGUACUGAUCAUCAUCUAUCCCAUGAAGAACCACAUGUAUUUCGUCCAGAUCAUGAAAAAACCACAGGUCCCUUUCUUUGGGCCACUGUUUAAUGGCGCCAUCAUUACUGGGACACUACUGCCAAGUCUAGUGCGGGCCACCUGUAUCAAUGCCAGCAGAGCUGUGAAAUCCCGACUGACUCUCUACCAGAGUUUCUAUGAGGAGCGGGCCCUCUACCUGGAGGCCAUUGUUCAGAACCACAAAGAGGUCAUGACCUUUGAAGACUUUGCCUCGCAGGUCUUCUCCCCAUCUCCCAGUUACUAUCCAAUGAGUGGGACAGGCUCCUUCUCUGGCAGUACGAGUGCCGAGCUCAGUACUGCUGCAGGACCAGCAGACUCUGUCGACCAGGUCUCUCCCACCAUGCCCCGUGCCACCAGGAACCGGGUUUCCGGAAAACUCCGCCGAUCAGCCAGCGCUAUAAGCAAAUCUUCCAACUGAGCUCUUCAACCGGCCCCCAGCUCCCCAGCUCCCCCCAGCGCAGCCUUUAAAUCUAUUCUUGAAGAACCUCAUGUACCCCGUUGUGACUGCAAGCGUUUUGGCACGUAUUUGUUGUUCUCUUUUUUGUGUGUGUGUGUGUCAUGUAAACAUGUAACUGGAGCACAUUGCAAUUUUUAAUUUAAGUGGCAAUUAUUGAUUACUUUGAUACAUUUCCAUUUGUUUUUUGUUUGUUUGUUUGUUUGUUUUUUUGCUUGAGAUGGACAUGAGACUAAGCUAUUUAUGUUCUCUGGAGGUUUCAGCUGAUGAAUCAACAUAGGAAUCCUUGACUGAUGCAAGUCUUAGCCUGUGAUUUUAAAAAAAUCAUUCUCUGGUGCAGUUUUCAUGCACUAGUAUAUACUCUUAAGAUGCUUCUACACCAUAGCAAUGGAACGGGAGACUGUUGCACCGUGUGUUUCCGUAUCUUGUCUAGCUCAACACUCGAAUAACAAAGCACUGAAUGAUGCAGCUGUAAAUUGCAUAAAGCUAAAACUGCACAACAUAUCCAUAUCCUUUUAUAAAUGUCUUGCCUUCUGACUUCUUGAUGGGUUUCUCCUCCUUGCACUCCCCCUUUCCCCCAAUCCUGCUGUGUCAAACACACUGACUGGCUGUCACUGUAAGUGAAAGGAUGAUAGUCUUUUUCUUUUUGGGGGGGGUGCUGUGAUGUCCUGUUCCUCGGUGCCAGUUUGGACCCGAUUUUUGGACCAUCUUCCUGCAGUGAAGAGGAGAAAAGACUGACUCACGGGGAAGCCGCCACAGUAUGACUUGUAUCUGCCACACUGCUAUACAGACUUCCUGGUUACGGAGUACUGGUAGCAUGUGCAGCGGGAGGCUCUUUUUAAUUGUUUUGAAUCCAGAGUGGACAAUCAAUGAUGUCUUUCUAACUUGAGUUGAAUCGAAAUUUGUUUCUCUUUUUUUAUCACUCUAAUUUUCCUUUUUUAAAUGAAUUCCGAUGGAUUCUGUCAUGCUUUGAUUUAUGUAACUCUGCUGGAAUGAGAAAAGACUGCGUUUGUAAUUGUUUUCUGAUGUCGUUAACUUGGUCUCAUGUCCGGUAAUUGAAUAAGUGCCCCCUGUCUCUUUCCUUUGCCAUCGUUUUCCCCCUGUCCCGUGAAGCUUAGAAUAUGACAUUCCAACAUUCCCACCGAUGUCUUUUUGCACUCACUAGCAUUGAAUGUUUCUCUCUCUGUUCUUGGAUGUAAAUUGCUUUAAAUUUUAUUUGCUGAUGUCUGUUUUCUAGAUGUGUAUAUAUAGAGUACUAUUUGAUGAAUUAUUUUGCUGUCGUAUUGUAUUAUAUGUAUUCAUGUGCUGUUUAGAGGAAAAAUACCGCCGGAGCCUCAGGUGAAUCUUAACUUCAUGCACUGGUGUGUGUGUGCGUGUGUGUGUGUGUGUAUGUGUGUGUGUGUGAGAGAGAGAGAGAGAGAGAGAAAGAGAGAGAGUGUGUGACUUUCUGAAGGAGCUUUUUUCACAGUGCCUGUGUAAUGUCUGUCCACUAAGAUCCUGUCCCACACCCUCUUCCUCCCCACCACCUCCGCUCCACAUAAUCAGAUUUAUUUUGUUUCUCAUCUUCAUUGUGUGAGACAAACCAGCCCCACCGCCCUGCAUCACAUCUCUUCGUUAGCAAUCUAGGAAAAAAAAAAAAAAAACAAGCAAAAAAAAGUGUUAUGCUCCCCUUGCGACUGAAAAGGUCAGCGUCUUGUGCUUCCCACAACAAACAGAUUGUCUGGAUCCUGGGGUUCUGCGUUUAGUCUUUAUUAUAGGUGGUGCUCGCCGCUCUGUGUGUCUCUGUGAAUGGAAUCAAAUGGCACCGACUCCUCCUCUUUCCCAUGAUACGCUCCCCAAGUCGCCUCAUAAGGCCACAGGAGGACAAGGUGGGGUGGGAGCGGGGGUGUGGGGGGGGGAUGGGCGUAGGUGGCAUGCCAGAGCUGAACUAGAACAGCCCUCUUAGCAACAGCCAAGCUGCUGCUGUACCUGUAAACCCCUCCUUCCCUUUCCAACCUGCCCGCUACAGUCGUCAUGGUAGCCAGGUGUUCCCCGCACAGUCGCAUAUAUAUACAUAGGCUCGCACGCUCUGAGGGCUCCACCCAAGCUGCAACACUAUCCCCAUCUGUUGCACCACUAUGCCUUACUUUCCCCCAUUCGCUCCUGUCUGUCACUUUGUUCUGUCUCUCACGUCUCACCUUCUUUGUGCGCUCACAUUCCCCAAGCAGGGGUUUCCAAAAGUGGACGUUUGAGUGAAGUAUACACGUGUGCUCUGUUUUGAAGAAUGUAUAGAUACACAGACAACUUUCAUUUCCCCCCUCCCUAAUGCCACUUGAAGGAACCUGCCAGUAUGUUGAUACAAUAGGGGGUCAAGAUUUCACUUCAGUUCACUUUUUCAGUUGAGGUUGUGAGUUUGUGGAUGCAGUCUGUCUUACUCUGUUGGGGCUUUUAGCAGCUGGAGAUGUUAGUUUGGACCAGGAUAAGGAUUGUCUUGCGUACUGGUUUAUACUUGUGAAGCAGAAGACGUAGUGUUAGUUCUAGUAUGUUUUUGUUUUUAUCUUGGUUUAGGAAUCCUUGUUCAUCGUGUCAAAUUGAGGGCUCCAGUCCCCUCUUAAUAUAAAUAUGUUAAUGCCUGUAAUAUAAUCUUUGUAUAAGAGGAAGAGGGGAAAAAAAGCUUGAAGAUUUCAUCAUUACUUGUCAACAUAUCGAACUGUUUUUAACAACCGAAGUUCUGCUAUCUUUAUUAGAAAUGUGAAAAUUGAAACAUUUCAUUAAAUCAGUUUGAAGUUCUA